UGCCACUGUUUAGAGAGAAAAUGAUGCAUUAUGGGGAAUCACACAAAAGGAGCGAAUGAGAUGAACUGUUUGGGUUAUAGAAUCUGAAAGGCUAAAUUAUUUUCUUGGAGACGUUCUAAAUGAGCCUGACCGAGAUACUGGAUCUGUGUGAAGAGGACUAAGGAUAUAGGAUGUCAACUGAGACAGAACUUCAAGUGGCUGUUAAAACCAGCACAAAGAAAGACUCCAAAAAGAAAGGUCAGGAUCGCAGCGAAGCCACUUUAAUAAAGAGGUUUAAGGGUGACGGUGUCCGAUACAAAGCAAAACUGAUUGGGAUCGAUGAGGUUUCUGCUGCCCGAGGAGACAAGUUAUGCCAAGACUCCAUGAUGAAGCUCAAGGGAAUUGUUGCUGCGGCUCGUUCGAAAGGAGAGCAUAAACAGAAAAUCUUCUUAACAGUCUCCUUUGGAGGAAUCAAAAUCUUUGAUGAAAAGACAGGGCUACUACAGCACCACCAUGCAGUUCAUGAAAUAUCAUACAUCGCAAAGGAUAUCACAGACCACCGAGCGUUUGGAUAUGUAUGUGGAAAGGAGGGAAAUCAUAGAUUUGUGGCAAUAAAAACGGCCCAGGCAGCUGAACCUGUAAUUCUGGACUUGCGAGAUCUGUUUCAGCUCAUCUAUGAACUGAAACAAAGGGAAGAAAUGGAAAAAAAGGCACAAAAGGACAAACAGUGUGAACAAGCGGUAUACCAGACAAUUUUGGAAGAAGAUGUAGAAGACCCUGUAUACCAGUACAUUGUGUUUGAGGCUGGACACGAGCCAAUCCGUGAGCCUGAAACAGAAGAAAACAUUUAUCAGGUUCCUACCAGCCAAAAGAAGGAAGGUGUUUAUGAUGUGCCAAAAAGUCAACCUGUAAGUCUGGAGAAUGGAAACUUAUUGCUGGACAUUGAUGAAAAUCUUGUUUCAGUCACUCAGGCUGUUACCCAACUAGAGCUUUUUGGGGACAUGUCCACUCCUCCUGAUGUAACCUCUCCCCCGACUCCUGCUACUCCAGGUGAUGCCUUUAUCCCAUCUUCAUCCCAGUCACUUCCUGCUAGUACAGACAUGUUUGGUUCUGUACCUUUCAGCACUGCUGCCGUACCCUCAGGUUAUGUUGCCAUGGGAGCUGUUCUGCCCUCGUUCUGGGGACAGCAACCACUUGUUCAACAGCAGUUGGCCAUGGGUGCUCAGCCUCCAGUUGCUCAGGUGAUGCAGGGAGGACAGCCGAUAGCGUGGGGCCAACCUGGUAUUUUUCCUCCUACUCAGCAACCAUGGCCAUCUGUAGCUGGUCAGUUCCAACCAACUGCCUUCAUGCCAACACAAACUGUUUUGCCUUUACAAGCAGCCAUGUUUCAAGGUACCAUUGCUCCUAUAGCUACUGUUCCACCCACAAGUGAUUCCAACAGAUCAAGUCCACAGACAGACAGGCCCAGACAGAAAAUGGGAAAAGAAAUGUUUAAAGAUUUCCAGAUGGCUCAGCCUCCACCAGUGCCAUCAAGAAAACCAGAUCAGCCUUCCCUCAGUUGUACCUCAGAGGCCUUCUCAAGUUACUUUAACAAAGUUGGGAUGGCACAGGAAGCAGAUGAUUGCGAUGACUUUGACAUCUCUCAAUUAAAUUUGACUCCUGUGACUUCCACGACACCAUCAACAAACUCACCUCCAACCCCUGCACCCAGACAAAGUUCUCCAUCAAAAUCAUCAGCAUCUCAUACCAGCGACCCUGCUGCAGAUGACCUCUUUGAAGAGGGAUUUGAAAGCCCAAGCAAAAGUGAGGAGCAGGAGGCUCCUGAUGGGUCUCAGGCCUCAUCCAACAGUGAUCCAUUUGGUGAGCCAACUGGUGAUACUAUAAGUCCACAGGAAGCAGAACCUCUCUACGCCCAGAUCAACAGACCUAAGAAAUAGCAUUGUUACAGGCUUGUGGUGCUCCGAGACUCAAAUGAAACCCACCAACCUGGCAGGCCUUUGGCUUUCAUGCUUUUUUCCGAUUGAUUUUGGCUGGCAAGGAUAGAUGAUUGCCCUCCUGGACUGGCUCUGCGAGUGUUCCUGAUGAUUUUUGGAAACCAAUGGCAGAUUCCUAUGGCAGCACAAAAUAAAAACUCCCUGCUUAUCAUACCAAGAGUCCAGCCGUGUCCCCACAAGUCAUGGGUAUCCAGACUAGGAAAUCUUGCUCCUCGGUCUUCUUUUCAACAUUUGUUAUCUUCUGUAUGCCACAUAUAAAUAACGAGCAUCUGAAAUUUACUGAGUA
Messenger RNA from Cygnus atratus (black swan), 2259 nucleotides. It is a transcript of the gene DAB1, whose product is annotated as DAB adaptor protein 1. The transcript has 16 exons. Lineage: Eukaryota; Metazoa; Chordata; Aves; Anseriformes; Anatidae. Bases 171 to 1916 code for a protein of 581 amino acids. Gene Ontology annotation, biological process: ventral spinal cord development; lateral motor column neuron migration. The record is from RefSeq and is a predicted model, not a curated record.